Molecule: messenger RNA, 1995 nt
Organism: Malassezia sympodialis ATCC 42132
Lineage: Eukaryota; Fungi; Basidiomycota; Malasseziomycetes; Malasseziales; Malasseziaceae
Gene: HOS3
Exons: 2
Coding region: 1-1995 (664 amino acids)
Cellular component (GO): nucleus
Molecular function (GO): histone deacetylase activity
Source: RefSeq, a predicted model, not a curated record
AUGGAUGAAAGUGAGAGUGCUGUGCGUGUGAUGAAAGCAACCCGCACGCUGAGCCUUGACGCGCCAGAGGCGGCCCUUGUGGAUGUCCAUGGUUACGCCGGUGAGCCUGCUGUUUAUUCCCUUAGUACUGAAUAUGCGCAGGGCGACGAGAGCGAGGCAGGACCAUCCUCGCAUCUUGCGCGUGCCUCGUCGUUGGCGGCCAAAGCACCGCACGAGGCGCCAGGCACACUUCCUCGCAAGAUACCUAGUGCGUCUUUGGACCUCUCGGACGCCACGUCCAGCGAUGGUGAAGGCGAUGAUCGAGUGCACCUUUGCGAGAUACCCGAAAACUUGCCGCAGGGUGACUUGUACCUGUGUGGCCCACACACGGCUGGCGCCCAGGAUACCAGUGAUGGCGGCUCUCGUGAAGCGAUUUGUCAUGCUCUGGGUGCCUGUGUAGAAGCUGUGGACCGUGUGGUGGCUGGGGCGAAGGCCGCUUGCCCCGUGCAUUGGUCCGAGCAGGUGCAACCGUCGCCUGUUAGUCUGGAUGACGUGCCUGUGACACGGCCCGUACCACACCAGCCGGCCAAACGAGCCUUUGUUUUAUCACGCCCGCCAGGUCACCAUUGUAGUGGGGCUGAGCCGUCCGGCUUCUGCUGGGUUAACAAUGCUGUGGUCGCAGCGGCGCACGCCUACCGUGCUCAUAAGAUCGAUCGAAUUUUGGUGUUGGAUAUUGACUUGCACCAUGGUAAUGGCACACAAGCCCUGGUGUGGCGCAUGAAUGCCGAUGCCGCAGAAGCUGACCAGCGACGGCAAGCCAAGCUCUCGUCUACAUUGCGGCAGGCCAGCAAAGGUUCGACGCCUGCUACACGGAGUGCGGCCAAGGCGGCCGAGGCGGCUCGCACACCCUACCAGCAGCUGCUACACGAAGAGUCACUUGUGGGUCCUCGUGCACAGCGCUUGUUCUAUGGGAGCCUGCAUGACAUUGAAAGUUACCCUUGUGAAAAUGGCGAUAUGGACCUGAUUCGCAACGCUAGUGUAUGUCUCGCUGGUGCGCAUGGUCAAUGGAUUUGGAAUGACGACGCGGAGUUUGAGCAACUCUAUCGGAGCAAGUACUCAAAAUUGUUCGAGCAGGCGCGCCGCUUUGUGCGUGACACUAAGGCGCUCCCUGAACGUACAUUGGUGUUGAUCUCUUGCGGCUUUGAUGCGUGCACGUAUGAAUACCCCGGUAUGCAGCGCCAUGGAAAGCAUGUGCCGCCCCAAUUUUAUGCAAUGUUUGCGCGUGACGCCGUGGCACUAGCAAAUGAAUGCUCAGAUGGCAAGAUUAUUAGUAUGCUUGAAGGCGGAUACUCAGACCGUGCCCUGAUCAGCGGUGCGCUCGCGCACAUUGGCGGAUUGGCGGAUAUGCCGUGGGCUGCUAGUAGCUGGUCCCGAGCGCAAGCCCCAUGGAGCCUUGAGAAUGUGGCAAUGCUUGAAAAGAUGGCGAAGCGAGUCGUGCUGUCAACAGGAGACAAGUCGAUUACAGCUAGUGUCGGCCGUCGGCGGCCUGCGCCGUCCGCUGCGUGGCUUGUGCGCGCCUCAAAACACUUCGCGUCUUACCAGCGUGCGUGUGGGAUCGCAGCUCGCCCGCUCGAGUCGACUAGUCAGCCAUCCACGCCCCGGAAGGCGGCAUUGCGUGGCUUGGACCUCGAUCUGGCAACACCCUCCCACAGCACGGCCGGUGGGCACCAGUUGCGAGAUCGCAGCGUACGGCGGACACGCUCGCAUGCGAGUCUGUGGACUGACGGGACCCCGUCUCGCACCCGCGCACGGCCGCGCGCACCGCUGGAGCCUACGCCAAGCCUGCCAUGGACACCGCGGAAACAGGCAGAUCCAUCAAUUCUCGUGCCAGGGGCUUUGCCUGUGGAGAGCGCUGGUCCUGCCACGCCAAUGCAGCCAGGACCUUCGCAGGAUGACACAUCAAAUACGCUCAUGGAUUUGCUGGGGCGCCUGCAAUUACAGGAGCCUUCGAAAUAA